UUUAUUUGAUGAGUUGGCAAUAAUACUUGGGCGGUUUAUGAAUAAGACUGGAUCGCAUCCACAGGAGAGACCAGGUAGAGAGAGAGAGAGAGAGAGAGAGAGAGAGAGAGAGAGAGACCCAGGCAAAAUCCUAUAUCUCGUGGUUUCGUGCCAAACGUAAGAGAGAGAGAGACCCAGGCAAAAUCCUAUAUCUUGUAGUUUUGUGCCAAACGUAAGAGAAGGGAAAGGCACAGUUCACCGGUAACCUUCCACCAAAGACAUUGGAAAUUGGAAGUAGAAGGAAAGUGACCAACAAACCUGUUCGAUUUUAUUAUUAAGAUAUCGUCGGAUUCUGCCAUCUGGGUUCCUCAAAGGUUCCGCAAAGGUUUCUGCUUUUCUGUCAUCGGAAACCCCAAAAAGUCAAAGGUCGAAUCUUUGAUCAUGUUUGGAGCUUGUUUGUUGUUCGUGUGAGUUCAUGGCUGAUCAAUGAGAGAUCUAUUGCAAAUGUCAGUUGCACAAGUCGAGAACAUGGCAUCUUUGAACACAGACCUUUUCUACGAUAUAUUGAAGCGUCUUGAUGGAGCAACUUUGGCUAGUGCAGCAUGCGCCUGUGCAGCAUUCUGUUCCAUCUCAAAGGAAGAAAGAUUGUGGGAAAAUGUGUGCUCGUCUAUGUGGCCUUCCACUAAUCGGGAAGACGUCAAGAGUUUGAUACUAUCCGUUGGUGGAUUCCGAAAGUUCUAUGCAGAUUGUUUUCCCCUUAUUGUAAACAAGGAAGUUUCCGAGUAUCAAUGGAAUGACUACCUCGAGUAUCCUGAAGAAUGGACUGAGGCUGAAUACUAUGGUGAUGUGGAUGAAUUCGAAAGUAUUUCACCAUCGGAUUUUGUUUCUCUCGUGGACAUUAGGUACAAGGACAAAAUAAUCUGCUCAAAAGUUCUUUGGGGCAUUCCGAAUGCAAAUGGCUUCAAUGGUUGGUUUUACAACUGCCCUUUUCGGAUCGAUCUUCUUACUUAUGCAGAUAGAGAUGAUGACAACAAUGGUGAAGUUUUCCUCUCUGCUGCGAACGGUCUACCACCGAUCACAUCUAUGGAGACAGAAAGGAAGGAUGGGAAGUUAUGGAGGGGGCUGCGAGAUGGACUCCGGCUUAGUUGGAUUGUCGUAAAUAGAAAAAUAAAGCAAGCUGCUAAUCUUGCGAGCUGGUGCCCUCUCGGCGGUCAAAGACAUUGGCCAACGGACAAGGAUUUCGUGAUUCGCUUUGGAUCCAUUCUUCCGGCCAGAGACAUCCUUCCAUGUCAAGUAGUAGAAUGCAUCCUCAGUAUGAAGUUCAGAGUGAUUUGCACCGAAGGCGAAGGUGUUCAGACAACUCUCAAGUUAACGGAACUAAGCAUGCAGUUGGAAGACAUGGAAGGCUCCCACGUCAACGGAAGAAACAGUUUGCUUAUUCUCAAGGAAGCGCUGAGCUGCCGGCGGAGCAAAAACUACAGCGAAGUUCUCGAGUCGUGUCACUUGUACUCGAAAGUACAGAACGAGCUGAAAGAGGAGAAGAUGAGGAACGAGAGUCGGUUAGAUAGGCUUUGUAUCUUGAGCGGCAUUGCCGCGUUCAUGUCCUUCUGUUACUAUGUUUUGUGACAUGUUUAACUGAAACUGCUCUAACAAAACAUUCCACGUUCGUACUCUUCCA
Molecule: messenger RNA, 1657 nt
Organism: Malus domestica (apple)
Lineage: Eukaryota; Viridiplantae; Streptophyta; Magnoliopsida; Rosales; Rosaceae
Product: probable F-box protein At2g36090
Molecular function (GO): protein binding
Source: RefSeq, a predicted model, not a curated record